Rhagoletis pomonella (apple maggot) is the source of this 408-nucleotide messenger RNA. RefSeq lists its product as uncharacterized. The record is from RefSeq and is a predicted model, not a curated record. NCBI's taxonomy places the organism in Eukaryota, Metazoa, Arthropoda, Insecta, Diptera, Tephritidae.
AAAUUGACAAUCAAGCGAGAUUGGCCUCUUCCUCAAUGUCGGAGUCCCCGUCUCUGGCCAAUUUGCAGAAUAAACAAAAUCGUGAUCAACAGUAUUUGGCCGUGCGUUGUAAUCCUGGUGGUGGCCCACCCCGAGGGUCUCAUUCUAAUGACUCUGGCAGUUUUGGCAAGGCUGAAGGUAAUGAAUACAUAGAAGAUAUUUGUCCAUAUGCUACAUUCCAGCUGAAUAAACAGACAUAUAGUGAAAGCUCAUAUAGCGGUAAUGUGUACAGUGGGCCGUAUCACUCAGUACGAGGCUCAUUUGUAUACCACGACGUGAAGCCGGAAAACUAUCAUUCGAAGGAACCGGAGUACACAAAAGUGCGCCGAAAAGUUGGGCGCUUGCGUGACCCUCAUUCGGAAAGUCAAG